Messenger RNA from Vitrella brassicaformis, 2771 nucleotides. Lineage: Eukaryota; Vitrellaceae. The record is from the annotation of a GenBank genome assembly.
GCUUGACAAUACAGAUGCGGGUCUUUCGGUGCAGCUCACAUCUUGAGAAAAAUAAUCGCUCACGCAUUCGUAUACCAAAAGGAAAGGAUCGUCCUCACACAUACCGGCCGCAUAAAUAGUCCAGUCGAGCCAAGGAAGGCAGCCACCCACGAACAGAAUACAACCCACCCAAACCCCCCACCCUCACAAAUACCGACAUCUCCCCUACCCGAUGUCCCCGCCCGCCUUCCAUCAAUGCAUCACUCAGUCGCCCCUGACCCGCCCGCCAACUUGGCCCACUGUCCCUUGAGCAGGUCAUGUACCAGUGGAUCCAUGUUGUACAUUGCGCUGUGUCCACGAGAGGAGACGAGCUGAUUGCCCUCUCCCCAGGGGCAUAGCUGGCCCAUAAGAGACUCUUUCCCCUCUCCCUUCAGAGAGCUGCUGGUGAAGGGGUUCCGGCACCAAGAAACAGGGUCGCUGGGCGCAAAGUGGGACACGAGAAAGCAGAGGUAACUGCACGAGUGAGCCAUGUCGCUCUGCAGCGGCCCAAAGUCUCUGCCGACGUCUUGUUGCUUGAUGACGACCCUCCCCUUCCAGUCCGUGUAUUGCCACACUUCUUUGUAUGCAGACAGCAGGCCGUCGAGCAGACCGCUCCUGCCACCCUCAUUACCAUCAGCAUCAUCACCACUGCUGUCGGCGGCCUUGAAAGUUGUGUCCGCGAGACCGGGGGGCGAGGUGCACGGCAGCUCCAGACUGCACGGACUCAUUGUGAUCUGUGGGUCAGGGGAGCGCAAAGGUGAAUGUGUCUUGAUGUGUCUUGAUGUGUCUGGAUGUGUCACGUACCGCAUCAUGUUCGAAUUCUAUGGACCUGCACACACAUGGAGAGACGUUAAGACCAACGCAUAUGUAUCUCUCUCUCUCUCUUCAUGUCUUCCGACCUGGCGUUGACGAGCUGAGACAACAGAGCCACAAAAUGCCGAUCCCCUCCUCUUGGCGAGCCGUAGCCAACAAAGUCGACCCGAGGCGCAUUGUCGAUGAAGGCCGCCGCCAAGCCCAAGGACACAAAGCUGGCCACAACGCCUCCCAGACUAUGGCCGGCGACGACCACCCUUUGAAGCGCGCCAGAGGCAACUCGAGGCUCAAGAAGGGAGAACAAAAAAGGAUAGAUGGCCUUGUAGAUAGAGUAAUAACCGCUUCGGACUCCCCCGUUCGCACUGGCCUUCGACUCCCCUAAGAAGGGCAGAAGGGCGUCGAGCAGGCCCGUCAAGCUCUGGAGCGAUGGCUCGUCGAGUAGCUUCUUCUGCUUCACGUGGCGCUCAAGUCGGGCCGCUUCCUCGGUGGUGAAGAAGUCCACCUGGUCCGUGGCUGCGGCCAGACGAUAGUCCGUCGCAGAGAUACUCCCCCUGACAACGAUGAGCACCUGCACGCAUGGAUACACCGUACACAUGCCAGCGGGUCAGACAUUGGAGAGGGAGGCCAUACCGAACUUCCGUCGUCCUUCUCCACAAUCCACAGAAAAGGCGAUAUCCCGUGUGGACUGGAGGGUGUUUCAGCUGACGGUGCGACCAGACACGACAAAAGAGAGUCUCUCUGUUUUUCCCCAUUCGCCCCUGGCUUUUCUCGCAAGCACACGCCUGCGCACGUACCCGGCUGUUCGAUGUGCAGCACAUCCACAGUGCUCCAGCCGUCCAUGGGCUUGUCAUCCAGCUCCCACCCCUUCUCUUCACCGCAGUUGGUCACCGCAUAGAGAUUGCGUAUCAGCCUUUGUUUCACCAGACACCACACACACAAUGCGACCUCCGAUCGGUAGAGAUACAUCCUGCUUCCCUCACCUGAAGAGGAUGUAGUAGGCCAAGCCCUCUCUGGCCACGACAUCAUGCGGGAUGAUGUCAGGGAUCGCGCCAGACAGGUCGUCCAAAUGAAUGUCUCCAUCCCAGUCGGACGGCAGGGUUGGCUUGCGAGGCCCGAUGACGCCCGGAUGCUUCAGAAUGUCCUGAUACGUCAAAGAUGACCACUUACACCCGACCGCUGCGGCAAUGAAAACACAGGCAUUGAUGAAGAGCAUGCUGAACGCCCCCCUUCCCUCUUGUGCGUGGCAUUCCAUACAUUCGAUGCCGCAACUAAAGGCCUGACAGAUUCCUGGUACGUUAGCAGGGUUGGUGAUGCGCUGCUUGGCUACACAGGAGCAUAUCAAAUCGAACUUGCUGCAGAAAGGACGAGAGCAAGCUCAUACAACAUGGUCGCGACAAAGAAAAUGCAUCAACCUUCGGCCUGGCCCCUCUGUCUUCAGCUAAUGCAUGAUGCUCACCGUCGCAAAUCAAAGACAGCUUCUGGCUGCGUGGUCGACUCUUCGCCAUGGCCGCCAUCCACCCCCCCUGAGCCCUCUCCCUCCUUCCAAGGCUUGAGCAAGGCCCCCUUGGUGACACACUUGGACACCUAAACAAAGCAAGGAAAUGUCAGGCCAGGGAAUGAAGCCACACAGGAAGAAGUGCAGUACUGCUUCCUGUUUGCACCUCCAUGGCCGGCCUGGCGAUCCCUGGGGCACUGAAACAAGUUAAUAACUCGCCUGUUUCUGCCGAGGCGCCGCACUGCAAAGGCGGGGACGGGAAGCUCUCCGAGCUCUCCAGAACGACCUUGGUUAGUGCGAGGAGGCCUGCAGGCAGCCACAGAGAGGAGAAGCUUUUGUUCGUUGACUUUCCCUUUUCCUCUCUUGUUUUCCUUACCAGCUGGAAGCUGCGCCAGCAACAGGCACGCAAAGGAAAGCACGAGGCCUGCCAUAGAUUCCAUUUCGG